Molecule: messenger RNA, 546 nt
Organism: Xyrauchen texanus (razorback sucker)
Lineage: Eukaryota; Metazoa; Chordata; Actinopteri; Cypriniformes; Catostomidae
Product: U6 snRNA-associated Sm-like protein LSm8
Exons: 4
Coding region: 107-397 (96 amino acids)
Biological process (GO): mRNA splicing, via spliceosome
Cellular component (GO): precatalytic spliceosome; U6 snRNP; U4/U6 x U5 tri-snRNP complex
Molecular function (GO): RNA binding
Source: RefSeq, a predicted model, not a curated record
UGAGUCUGCCCGUUCUCAUUUCCGGGUCAAAUCGCAGCAGAACAAAUGCGUUUCUUCUGAAUUGUUCUGCUGGAGCCCCGGUGGAUUCAAACAAGCACGAGCAGAGAUGUCUACCGCCCUUGAGAGUUACAUUAACCGGACUGUUGCCAUCGUCACUUCUGACGGUAGAAUGAUUGUGGGAACGCUAAAGGGCUUUGAUCAAACAAUUAACCUCAUCCUAGAUGAGAGCCAUGAGCGUGUGUUCAGCUCUUCCCAGGGGGUUGAACAGGUGGUUCUGGGACUGUACAUUGUCAGAGGCGAUAAUGUGGCUGUAAUCGGUGAAGUCGAUGAAGAGACAGAUUCUGCGCUGGAUCUUGGCAACAUAAGAGCAGAGCCACUCAACUCUGUGGCGCACUGACAUCUCGCAAACACACACAAGGACAGAAAAUUUUAUGUUCAAAUAAAAUCCCCUGGCUUCAAUUUACUGUUGGAAAUCUACAGACAUGGAAAAGCAACAACAUCAUUUGCUUUUUUUUUUUAAUCUUCAAGAAAAUAGUUAUUGCAAAU